GGAGGCAGAUCCAGCCAGAAGGCUCCGUUGCAGCCGACUCCUGCUCACCGGCCCCAGCAGGACCCUCCUCCGUCUCACCAUGGCAAAGGCAGCCGGGCUUGUCUGUGCGUUUCUCCUGCUGGCUUCGUUCUGCUGCCAGGGCCUGGCUCAGAAGGCCCCUGGCGCGCCGGACAAGUGCUGCUUCACGUUCCAGACAAGCAGGAUCAAGAAAGGCAACAUCGUGGGCUGGUACUUCACCAACCCCGAGUGCUCCUACCCCGCCGUGGUAUUCAAGACUCGAAUGGGCAAAGAGAUCUGUGCCAACCCUGACAAGCGGUGGGUGAAGAAAUACCAGGGGUUCUUCCGGCCGAAUUCCCUGUCUGUCCCCACCUAGACAAGCCGCGAGGGGAGAAUCCUGGAGACCAGCCCCCAGCUCUGUAACCCCCCACACACAGCUGCAAACGGCUCUUGCUAGCUUGACUUUUACUCCUUCAUUUGUCCUUCCCUGGUGCAGGAUCUGAAACGCCAGGGGAGCCGCUCCUGGCUCUUCGACUCAGCCCAUCUCAGGGGAGGGCUGUGGACACAGAAAGUGGCGUCUGAUGUGGUUGGCAGCUCUGCUGAGAUGCAGCGUCUCCAGCUGGGUUUAGCAGCCCCCCCGAGUGCACCUCCUCCCACAAGGUCCCCAGGGGGGGUGGUGCCUGUACCAUGGCAGGGUCACCUCCUUGGGGGGGCUUUGCAAAGCAGUCUAGGGGACCAGAUGUUCUGUUCUCAUGGAAAACGGGGUGCCCAGAUCCCUCAGCAGUUUUAAAACUCCCAGCCCUACCCUGCAGGCCCAGAUUGUUCCUUGUGUAGCCUGGUUCGACCAGGCCGUCCUCCUCCCCAUGGCCCCGCAGGAGAGUUCCUUCCAGAGAGCUGGGACAACCUCCCGGUCUUCUCAGUAGCCACCAGCACAGGAAGGGUCCAUCCCCGCAGGACAGUGAUGCAGGCAGGAGUUCAGGAGCCCAAAGACCCAUGUCUGUUAAGGCUGGCACAAGGGGCAAACUCCCCUGAACUCCCCCAGAGCCAUGUCCUGACCCGCUUGUCCUUCCCCCCGGGGACGAGCCGCCCCCUUUGAGGCUCUUCUCCAGAGCUGGGUCCCACCUAGUCUGCAAAGCCCCGUAGGCGACCCUGCCCCAGCCCAGUACAAACCCCUGAGCAGUGACGCAGACGGCAGGUGACGGCAUCCAGCCGAGCAGAAGGAAUAGGGAGCAGUUGCGUUGCCUCAUGCUAUGCAGACUCAGUGAAACACGUCCCCACCAAGGCAGUGAGGGAGACACCCAGCCAGACGCCGUUAGCUAAACAACGCUUCCUGCGCAGAUCCCACGUCCCCCCGACUUUUUAUGAUCGUUCUGGGGUAAGAAAUGUCAAACACAAUGCUUCGAGCUUAAUACGUACCUGCGUGUAAGCAUAUGGGUGCGUAUGUGGGCAUUUGAUUCCGGAAAGGCCUGGCAAUAUUGUUGUUGGCUUCCUCGUCUAUGUAUCGAAAUAUACAAAUAUAUCAACCAUGAAAUCA
Molecule: messenger RNA, 1531 nt
Organism: Malaclemys terrapin pileata
Lineage: Eukaryota; Metazoa; Chordata; Testudines; Emydidae
Product: C-C motif chemokine 13-like
Exons: 3
Coding region: 80-373 (97 amino acids)
Biological process (GO): cellular response to type II interferon; cellular response to interleukin-1; positive regulation of GTPase activity
Cellular component (GO): extracellular region
Molecular function (GO): CCR chemokine receptor binding; chemokine activity
Source: RefSeq, a predicted model, not a curated record